GAUGAAUGGUACGUAAUCGGUGGCAGCACUCGACGGUCAAAAAAGUUUGCUGCCGCAAUUUCUUAUGGUUUCUAGGUUAAGACGGUUAAGACUUCUUGUGACAUGUGUAAACAUUGUUGUGUUUAAUAAAUGUUCAGUUAAGGAUUAAAGCGACGCUGAAUGCUGAUAAAUAAUUUUUUUCCACUACUGCACAACUUUUUAGAGGACCAACAGAGUGCAAUGACCGAAAAGUGAAUUGAACUUUGAUUUCAGCACAAUGUUGACGAGAUUUUAUGUACCAAUUUCACGACAUGCACGUCAGAUUGCAACCAAUCAAAAGGAAAAACUCGGUGUGAUAAUGGACGAGAAAACAUACAAAAGAAUCGAAAAUGAAGAACUAAAGGCACGUAAACAUCCAGGAAGGAUCACAAACAAUCGAGCUGUGCUGCCGGAUUGGCUUCAUGAUGCAGUGGACCAGGAAUUAGAGGACAUGCCGAGACAAACUUUAGUCGAAGACAGUAAAAGGUUGUCAAAUUUUUUAAAUGGAAGACAUGCACCCCCGGAAGUAUCAGAAGUGACGCAGAAAUAUUCGCAAAUUAGAGACGAAAUUGCGGCAUCGCGAGAAAAUACAAAACAAAAUGAAAAAUCAAUUGAGGAAGUGGAAAAUGCUGAUAGAGAUAAAGCCAAGCGCUUAUUGAAACGUGCUUUCCAUGUUUGGUCUCCCGUUAAUUACAACAGAUAUGCCGGCUUACUGUAUCUUGUUUCACGAAGCGCUCCCGACUACGCUAUACUUCAUAGGAUAUUCAAUGAAAUCAAAAAUCGAGAUGAAAACUUUCAACCCAAGUCUUUAAUGGAUUUUGGAUCCGGUGUUGGUACAUCUUUAUGGGUGACAUCCCAUUUUUGGCCGCAAACGAUCAAGGAACACCUGUGCAUUGACAUAUCUCAAAAUAUGAGUGAUUUAGCGGAAUCAAUUGUUGCCCAUGCCAAACCGAAAAUCGCAAAUGUUUUUUCUCGACAGUACAUACCAUUUUCAAGCAAAACUUAUGAUAUUGUCGUAAGCUCUUACACUCUGAUGGAAUUGCCGAACAUGCAAACACGUCUGGAGAGCAUUUCGAAACUGUGGGCAAGAACUCAACGAUACUUGAUUCUAGUUGAGCAAGGAACGAAUGCAGGAUUCAAAAUAAUCAACGAGGCUCGAGACUUUUUUCUUCACAUGCAACGAAAUAAUGAACAAGCGGAUAUUAAAAGUCAAAUAUUUUCACCGUGUCCUCACCAUUUCAAGUGUCCACGCUAUGCCACCGAUAACACACCAUGUAAUUUUGAAGUGUCUUACGAUCAUAUCAAGAUUGGAAGAACAUCGAGACCAGGAACGGAGCGUUUUUCGUACAUAGUUUUCAAAAAAGAUGAAACCGAAGACGAAACUAAAAAUUGGCCACGCAUCGUACGACCGGUGCUCGUACGAUCCAAACACACAAUUUGCAGGAUGUGCACAGCAGACGGGAAACUCAAAGAGAUUAUAUUCACCGCUUUCAAACACGGAAAAUGGAUGUAUUGGUGUGCGAGAUCCAGCAGAUGGGGGGAUCGUCUUCCUAUGGAAAUAACGUCUGAGAUGGUAGAAGAAGGAGAACUAGCCCAGUAUGAAGAAAAGAGAAUGGAAACAGAGGAAGAAGAAGAAGAGGAGGAAGAGGAAGAGGAAGAGGAAGAAGAGGAGGAGGAGGAGGAGGAGGAAGAAGCGAAAAAGCAGGGAGAAAAAAAUCUUCAAGAUAAAAAGCCAUGAUAUUCCUGGUUAUUUUUGCACAAAUUCUUUCCAACUAGAAAAUCCUUGUAAAUAAGAAAAAAACAGUAUAAUGAAAAACAAAAUUAAUUAAAAAAACUUGGAAAAUCUA
Messenger RNA from Venturia canescens, 1865 nucleotides. Its product is annotated as methyltransferase-like protein 17, mitochondrial. The record is from RefSeq and is a predicted model, not a curated record. The transcript is spliced from 10 exons. Gene Ontology annotation, molecular function: methyltransferase activity; structural constituent of ribosome. Lineage: Eukaryota; Metazoa; Arthropoda; Insecta; Hymenoptera; Ichneumonidae. Gene Ontology annotation, biological process: translation. Gene Ontology annotation, cellular component: mitochondrial small ribosomal subunit. Bases 257 to 1756 code for a protein of 499 amino acids.